Molecule: messenger RNA, 2825 nt
Organism: Arachis ipaensis
Lineage: Eukaryota; Viridiplantae; Streptophyta; Magnoliopsida; Fabales; Fabaceae
Source: RefSeq, a predicted model, not a curated record
GAAAAAAUAAUGUGUACCCUUUGACUCAUUCUACCACAGGAAUCGAUAACAAUAACCCCACCCCCCAUCUUUUCUUCAAUCACAUGCAUUCAUCAGAAACCGUACUCCAUCUCCUUUUAACACACCCUCUCACUUUGCUCUUCCUUCACCCCUCUACAUUGCUUUCUUUCUUCUUCUUCCAUUGUAAUACUAAACUAGCUACUACUCUGAACUUGGUCUCAGAAAGUGAGAAUUUUUGUUUAUAGACACAAAAAAGAAACCAACAUAGAUUGUUUCUUUUGUUCAUGGAAACCAAUAGUUGGCAUGUCAAUGGUUUCCACGUUAAGGGUAGUAGUAAAGAUUCAAUCUUUUUGGCCAUUUUCAUGUUCAUUCAUGUUUUGGCUUCUACCAUUGAACCUGUUGCAUGCCACCUGUAUGAUGGAGUGAUUGUGACACAAUCAGAUUACCAGGCCUUAACGGCCAUCAAGCAUGAGUUCAUUGACCUCAAAGGGGUUCUGAGGAGCUGGAAUGACAGUGGUAUUGGUGCUUGUUCUGGUGGUUGGGCAGGUAUCAAGUGUGUCAAUGGUGAAGUCAUUGCAAUUCAGCUUCCAUGGAGGGGUUUAGGCGGAAGAAUCUCAGAGAAAAUUGGUCAGCUUCAAGCACUCCGGAAGCUGAGUCUCCAUGACAAUGUUCUUGCUGGUUCUGUCCCUUUUUCUUUAGGAUUCCUUCCAAAUCUUAGAGGUGUUUAUCUCUUCAAUAACAAGCUUUCAGGUUCUAUUCCUCCUUCUAUUGGUAGUUGUCCAAUGCUUCAGUCUUUUGAUGUUAGCAAUAACUCACUCACUGGUAACAUCCCUGCUAGUUUGGUAAAUUCAAGUAGGAUAUUCAGGAUCAAUUUGAGCUUCAACUCACUUACUGGUUCCAUUCCUAGGAGUUUCACCAUGUCUCAAUCCCUUACUAUUCUUGCUCUCCAACACAACAAUCUAUCUGGCUCUAUUCCAAGUGAGCUAAGUGCACUUUCAAGGCUUCAAAAUCUUGAUCUUUCACACAAUGCCAUCAAUGGAAGCUUCCCUGCUAGCUUCUCCAACCUUUCUUCUCUUGUUUCAUUGAAUUUAGAGGGUAAUAAACUUGAGAGUCAUAUCCCUGAUAAUUUGGACAGGUUGCACAAUCUUUCAAUGCUUAACCUCAAGAACAAUAAGUUUAAUGGCCAAAUCCCACCAACAAUAGGGAAUAUCUCUGGCAUUAGACAAAUUGAUGUGUCUGGGAACAAAUUCAUUGGAGAAAUUCCAGACUCACUCACCAAACUAGCAAAUCUCACUUCAUUCAAUGUAUCUUACAACAAUCUCUCUGGUCAUGUCCCUUCACUCCUCACCAAAAGAUUCAACUCUAGCUCCUUUGUUGGGAAUCUAGAACUAUGUGGUUACCUAUCAAAACCAUGCACUUCACCUCCACCUUCAAAUCUUCCAGUCCAAACACCAAACCCUUCUCCAAAGCCACAUCAUCACAGAAAGCUAAGUACCAAGGACAUAAUCCUCAUUGUAGCAGGUAUUCUCCUGUUGAUUCUGUUACUCCUGUGCUGCUUUUUGCUAUGUUGUUUGAUCAGGAAAAGGGCUGCUUCAAGUAGAAAGGGUGCAAAGGCAACAUCCAAGGCUUCAGCAUCUGCAAGGAGUGUUGAAAAAGGUGGUGCUGGUGGUGAAGUUGAGUCAGGAGGAGAAGCUGGUGGAAAACUUGUUCACUUUGAUGGUCCAUUUGUGUUCACUGCUGAUGAUCUUUUGUGUGUGGUAACCAAGUUGCUGUGAAGAGGUUGAGGGAGAAGAGUACAAAAGGGCCCAAGGAGUUUGAGGCUGAGGUUGCUUCACUUGGCAAAAUCAGACACCCAAAUCUCUUAGCACUCAGAGCUUAUUAUUUGGGUCCAAAAGGAGAGAAGCUUCUUGUCUUUGAUUACAUGCCAAAAGGAAGCUUAGCAUCAUUCCUUCAUGCUCGUGGGCCGGAAAUAGUGAUUGAUUGGCCGACAAGGAUGAAGAUAGCAAUCGGAGUCACACGCGGCUUAAGCUACCUCCACAACCAAGAGAGCAUAGUCCAUGGCAAUCUCACCUCAGGGAACAUACUCUUAGAUGAGCAAACCAAUGCACACAUAACAGAUUUUGGACUGUCCAGGCUAAUGACAACCUCGGCGAACACUAACAUCAUUGCAACAGCAGGAAGUCUAGGAUACAAUGCACCAGAGAUCUCAAAAACAAAGAAACCAAACAUGAAAUCCGACGUAUACAGCCUUGGAGUGAUCAUCUUGGAGCUCCUAACUGGGAAGCCACCUGGGGAACCAACCAAUGGAAUGGACUUGCCACAAUGGGUGGCUUCUAUAGUUAAAGAAGAGUGGACUAAUGAAGUUUUUGACUUGGAGCUCAUGACGGAUGCACCAGCCAUAGGUGAUGAGCUUCUCAACACAUUGAAGCUUGCCCUUCAUUGUGUUGAUCCUUCACCAGCUGCUAGGCCUGAAGCUCAGCAAGUUCUUCAGCAAUUGGAAGAAAUCAAGCCAGAUUUGGCUGCUGGUGAUGAUGAUGAUGACGGAACUCUCAAGACUGCUGAAUAAAUUAAAAGUUUUUUUUUUAAAUUUAAUUUUGAAUUAGUAGAGAAAGGUUCUUUCAAUAUUUCAUUCUUUAUUUAUUUGUUGAUUAUUUUGUUUUUGGUGAAAUUUGUUGAUUCUCAGUGUAUGUACAUAAUCAAGUGAGGAAGUAUGCUAAGCAGUUUUGUAUUGAAUGUUAUAGUGGUGUGAUGACAAUAUGAUACAAGAAGCUAUUGAAUGUAAUAGUUAAUUUAUGUUUUGAAUAUAAAGAAAGUUUUUUCGCCAA